Eremothecium gossypii ATCC 10895 is the source of this 1692-nucleotide messenger RNA. It is a transcript of the gene PEX8, whose product is annotated as Pex8p. The transcript has a single exon. Bases 1 to 1692 code for a protein of 563 amino acids. Lineage: Eukaryota; Fungi; Ascomycota; Saccharomycetes; Saccharomycetales; Saccharomycetaceae. The record is from RefSeq and is marked provisional.
AUGAUGGCAAUCGCAGGGAUGCAGAAGGAGGUUGAUAUGCUAAUUGGGUCUCUUGGGAGUAGAACUCUCGGCCAGAAAGGUGGUGAGCAGCUGGCACAGAACGUGGUAUACUACGUGCCCCGCGUGCGUGACCUGAAACAACUGGAAGCGCUGGUUAAAGCUGUGUUUCAGAGUCCGGUUUGGGGCACUACAGACGUAUUUCACGUUUUUGAGAUGGCGCAGGCUAUCAUUCAGUGGAAGCUGGAGAUUUCCGAGCCUUCACUGGAUGUAGCGACGUUUUACAGAGCAUGGGACGGGGUAUUUACCAGCGCGCAGUCGUGGUCGGUGGCACAGCUGGGACUGCUGGCGGGGGUCCUCAGCACGAGGCAGCGGUAUGUGGACGUGCAGCGGGCGGUGUUUGUUGACGACAGCGGUCGGUGCGAAGAGCUCUACGCCAAGUGGCGCGCGCAGUACUUUCUGCCGGUUUGGGGGCAGCUGUUGGCGCGGCGGCGUAGCGACCCCUCUACAGUUGAUAUUCUUGCUUUGCUAUAUGCGGUGCUCAGCGACGAGCAUGACCACGGGCUAGAGUGGGGCUUACUGGCGCAGUCGCUGUUCCGACAGGCGGCACGGUACAUGCUGACAAAGAACGAAAGCGGGUUUGCUGCGGUGCAUCUAGAUGCGGUUGGCGUCUCUCUGAAGCGGGCGUUGGCGGCCGGCACGCCGUCCAUCGCUGCGAAGAUACUGGAGAAUGCUUGUCACGUCACAUACGAGCUGGCGCAGAGGGAGAUGAACAGCCUUGGGCCCCGCCCCGACUAUGCGGCCCGCUACUACUCUAACACCAUGUUUGUGGUCGUGCUACUGCUGGAGGGAUGCCUCAGUAACGGGCACGCUGCGCCGGCGUGGCGGCACCAGGCGCUGAUGUGUCUGUUCUACAUCAACUUUAUUGUGCAUGGAUUUGGCAAGGACGGCUUCAACACCUACCAGCGUAUAUACCAAAACGUUCUAUCUGUUCUCGAAAGCAAUAUAGAGGUGUUCCAUGCAUCACUGGGGGUGCUGGAUGGAAAUAUCUGGCCACAGGGAAACUGGGUUAAUGACUCGCGCAUUCUCUUCAUGCUCGAGUACAUGGAAACAGGCCUCGCUGCAAUUCCGCUCACCGGCGCCUACGUUCAACACUCGGCAAUGCCGAUUAUAGAGCGCUAUAUGCACGCCUCGAACGCUGAAAUACGCGAGGGCGCGUAUGCGGUGCAGCUGGCGCUCUUGCGCAACGCGUGCCCAGAAACGACGUUCGUGUCGUGGAAGAUGCAGCACCUAAAACCGCUGCUGGACACGGGCGUAGCACAAUUCGUUGCGGGGCAGUUAUCCGAAACUCAGCUGGUCGCACUGUACCAGGCCGUCGUCUCGCAACUGCCCCUCCUGUCCCUCUGGAACGCGGACUUGCCGCGCGAGUUACUGCAGUUCACCUACCAGAAAAUUCUCCAGUUUCCAAAGAUCCCUACAAAGGCCGUCCUUUGCGAAUGCCUCAUCCUCCAGUGCCAAUUCGUCAAGGACAAGUAUCUCUCCGGUUGGCUCGACAACUGUUUGGAGCUCAUCGCCGAGAUCCCGCAACCACAGCAUGGUGCCCUCAUUGGCAAGUUAUGGGAGCUAAUAAAACGCAGCCGUAAUGACCUCGCCAUUCGCUGGUGGUAUACCAAGGGCCUCAAGAACAGGCUCUAG